CCGUCCAAAUCCAGAGCGAACCGUAGUUGCAUCAAAAAGCUUGUGAAAUUUCGCCGGAGCUGUUGAAAAUCGCAAGUGGCUAUAUAAUUGGAUUUAAAUUGGUAGAAUUCGAUUCGAAUUCGUGUUUCGUUUCUACAUUGUAUAUUGAGGUGUAAAGAUAAUCAAUAUUUCGACUUGCAUGAAGAAAAUGAUCAGAAUUGACUAGGACCACAUCCCAUCUGACGAACCACGCCCACCCCACAUUCCUUCAAAAAAUCGGCAAUAAUAAUACCACAAAGAUUACACAUUAUGUCGUCCGACUUGGAUCCAACAAUCAUUGAAGGGUGUGCCAAUUUGUUGAAUGAGAUUGACAAACGGAUUCUCGUAGUUUUGCGAGAUGGUCGCACGUUGAUUGGAAUCCUUCGUUCGGUUGACCAAUUCGCAAAUCUAAUUCUUCAUCAAGCCGUUGAAAGAAUUCAUGUCGGAAGCAAUUUUGGUGAUAUUCCUCGCGGAGUCUUUUUAGUUCGAGGCGAUAACAUUACGAUUAUCGGCGAAAUUGACAAAGAGAAAGAAGACAACAGUCCGCUUCAUUCCGUGUCUGUCGAAACAAUUUUGGCCGCUCAACGAGAAGAACAAGAAGAACGCAAGAUAAAGGAUGCUCGUCGAAUUAAGGCAUUUAAGGAACGUGGGAUAAUUAUACCGGAAACAGGAAUUCCACACGAUGAUUAAUCUCUCGUUGAUAUAACAAACUUGUAUUUUUAUGUUUAAUCUGUUUCUCAUCUUCGAAUCUUACUGCUUCAAAUUCGAAAUAAAAUAAAACCAGUGAGAUCAUCGAAAGUUUGAUACUAAAAAUG
Folsomia candida is the source of this 833-nucleotide messenger RNA. RefSeq names its product U6 snRNA-associated Sm-like protein LSm1 (gene LSm1). The coding region runs from base 289 to 708 and encodes 139 amino acids. The transcript is spliced from 4 exons. The record is from RefSeq and is a predicted model, not a curated record. Gene Ontology annotation, biological process: deadenylation-dependent decapping of nuclear-transcribed mRNA. Gene Ontology annotation, molecular function: RNA cap binding. NCBI's taxonomy places the organism in Eukaryota, Metazoa, Arthropoda, Collembola, Entomobryomorpha, Isotomidae. Gene Ontology annotation, cellular component: P-body; Lsm1-7-Pat1 complex.